Cavia porcellus (domestic guinea pig) is the source of this 4370-nucleotide messenger RNA. RefSeq names its product 5-oxoprolinase, ATP-hydrolysing (gene Oplah). Gene Ontology annotation, cellular component: cytosol. NCBI's taxonomy places the organism in Eukaryota, Metazoa, Chordata, Mammalia, Rodentia, Caviidae. The transcript is spliced from 26 exons. Bases 400 to 4335 code for a protein of 1311 amino acids. Gene Ontology annotation, molecular function: 5-oxoprolinase (ATP-hydrolyzing) activity. The record is from RefSeq and is a predicted model, not a curated record. Gene Ontology annotation, biological process: glutathione metabolic process.
GGUGGGGGUAGAGCCAGCGAGAGCACGAGCUUCAGAAGCAGACCCAAGCGACCAGGAGCAGUCCCUCAAGGUUGUCCCUGUGCAGGGGUCCUGCCCUUGGUGCCAACAUCUUAGCCCCUCCUCUUCAGGCCAAGGUCCGGGACUGCGGGCCUUGUUCCCGGGCCACCCUUUUGUCCGGUAAGGUCCAGGCAGGAAAAGCUGAGGGAAGUGAGGAACAGGCACUCCUCUCAUUGUCUUUGCCAGUCCAGAUGCUCUUCAUGACAGGAGAGCGUGGCCCCCCAUUCAAGAGCUCCAGGUUCCAGUGGCACCUCCUCUGCUCCUUGCAGAGGUGUUGGCUGGCAGACUGUUCUCCCAGGGCUACCAAUUGAAGGGCAACUGCUAAGUGCCAGCCACACUAUCAUGGGUAACCCAGAGGGCCGCUUCCAUUUUGCCAUUGACCGUGGUGGCACCUUCACUGAUGUCUUUGCCCAGUGCCCCGGAGGGCGUGUGCGAGUGUUGAAGCUGCUCUCAGAGGACCCUGCCAACUAUGCAGAUGCUCCAACAGAAGGCAUCCGCCGCAUCCUGGAGCAGGAAGGUGGCAUUGUGUUGCCCCGGGACCAGCCACUGGACACCAGUCGCAUUGCCAGCAUCCGCAUGGGCACUACUGUAGCCACCAAUGCCCUACUGGAGCGACAGGGGGAACGGGUGGCUCUGCUGGUGACUCAUGGUUUCCGAGACCUGCUACACAUCGGCACCCAGGCUCGCUCAGACCUCUUUGACCUGGCUGUGCCCAUGCCAGAAGUCCUGUAUGAAGAGGUACUGGAGGUGGAAGAGCGUGUCGUGCUAUACCGUGGCGAGCCAAGUACUGGGUCACCUGUCAAAGGUCGCACAGGGGACUUGCUAGAAGUGCAGCAGCCUGUGGACUUGGAGUCCCUGCGUGGGAAGCUGGAAGGGCUCCUGUCCCGGGGCAUCCGGAGCCUGGCCGUGGUGUUCAUGCACUCCUACACGUGGGCCCAGCAUGAGCAGCAGGUGGGCAUGCUGGCUCGGGAGCUGGGCUUCACGCAUGUGUCCCUUUCCUCGGAAACCAUGCCAAUGGUGCGCAUCGUUCCUCGGGGGCACACAGCCUGUGCAGAUGCCUAUCUUACACCCACCAUCCAGCGCUACAUUCAGAGCUUCCGCUGUGGCUUCCAGGGCCAGCUGAAGGACGUACAGGUACUCUUCAUGCGCUCUGAUGGAGGUUUGGCACCCAUGGAUGCUUUCAGCGGCUCCCGAGCUGUGCUCUCUGGACCUGCUGGAGGUGUGGUUGGUUAUUCAGCCACCACCUACCAGCUAGAGGGUGGUCAGCCUGUCAUCGGCUUUGACAUGGGAGGCACAUCCACGGAUGUGAGCCGCUAUGCUGGGGAAUUUGAGCAUGUCUUUGAGGCCAGCACAGCUGGUGUCACUCUCCAGGCUCCCCAGCUGGACAUCAACACAGUGGCAGCUGGGGGAGGUUCGCGCCUCUUCUUCAGGUCUGGCCUCUUUGUGGUUGGACCUGAGUCAGCAGGUGCCCAUCCAGGUCCUGCCUGCUACCGAAAAGGGGGCCCUGUGACAGUGACAGAUGCUAAUCUGGUCCUGGGUCGCCUGCUGCCUGCCUCCUUCCCUUGUAUUUUUGGGCCGGGAGAGGACCAGCCACUGUCUCCUGAAGCUUCCCGAAAGGCCCUGGAGAAUGUGGCUACUGAGGUCAACAUAUUCCUGACCAAUGGGCCCUGUCCGGCCUCCCCGCUGAGCCUAGAGGAGGUGGCCAUGGGGUUUGUGCGUGUGGCCAACGAGGCCAUGUGCCGGCCCAUCCGCGCUCUCACACAGGCACGAGGCCAUGACCCCUCAGCCCAUGUUCUGGCUUGCUUUGGGGGAGCUGGUGGGCAGCAUGCUUGCGCCAUUGCCCGGGCCCUGGGCAUGGACACUGUGCACAUUCACAGACACAGUGGGCUGCUGUCAGCAUUGGGGCUGGCCCUGGCAGAUGUGGUGCACGAGGCACAGGAGCCCUGCUCCCUACCUUAUAUACCUGAGACUUUUGUGCAGCUGGACCAGAGGCUGAGUCGCCUGGAAGAGCAGUGUGUGGAUGCCCUGCAGGCCCAGGGCUUCCCCAGGUCCCAGAUUAGCACUGAGAGCUUUUUGCACCUGCGCUACCAGGGCACAGACUGUGCCCUGAUGGUAUCUGCUCAUCAGCAUCCAGCCACAGCCCACUCGCCUCGGGCUGGUGACUUUGGGGCAGCCUUUGUGGAAAGGUACAUGAGAGAAUUUGGCUUUGUUAUCCCUGAGCGACCUGUGGUGGUUGACAAUGUGCGAGUGAGGGGCACUGGCCGCAGUGGUCUUCAGCUGGCAGAUUCUCCCAAAGCUCAGACUGGCCCUCCAAGAGUGGACAAGGUGACCCAGUGCUACUUUGAGGGAGGUUACCAGGAGACACCUGUAUACCUGCUAGGAGAGUUGAGCUGUGGGCAUCAGCUUCAGGGGCCCUGCCUCAUCAUUGACAACAACAGUACUAUCCUUGUGGAGCCAGGUUGCCAGGCAGAGAUGAUUAAGACAGGGGAUAUCCGCAUCUCUGUGGGGGCUGAGGCCCCCAGUACAGUGGGCACCAAGCUUGACCCCAUCCAGCUGUCCAUUUUCUCACACCGCUUCAUGAGCAUUGCUGAACAGAUGGGCCGCAUCCUGCAGCGUACAGCCAUUUCUACCAACAUCAAAGAACGCCUUGACUUCUCCUGUGCCCUUUUUGGGCCUGAUGGGGGGUUGGUCUCUAAUGCCCCCCACAUCCCUGUGCAUCUGGGAGCCAUGCAGGAGACCGUUCAGUUUCAGGUACAUUGCCCCCCUACUAUCCCUUCCCCUGCUUCCCCUUCCCCACUGCACCUACCUCCUGGUUUUCAGAUCAAGCAUUUGGGGGCUGACCUCCACCCUGGUGAUGUGCUACUAAGCAACCACCCCAGUGCAGGGGGCAGCCAUCUUCCAGACCUAACAGUCAUCACGCCGGUGUUUUGGGCAGCUCAGACACGGCCUGUGUUCUAUGUGGCCAGCCGAGGGCACCACGCGGACAUUGGGGGCAUUACCCCAGGCUCCAUGCCUCCCCACUCCACCACACUUCAACAGGAGGGUGCUGUCUUUCUGUCAUUUAAGCUGGUCCAAGGGGGUGUCUUCCAGGAGCAGGCGGUGACAGAGGCCUUGCGGGCACCAGGCAAGAUCUCUGGCUGUAGUGGAACUAGGAACCUGCAUGACAACCUGUCGGAUCUCCGUGCCCAAGUGGCAGCCAAUCAAAAGGGCAUCCAGUUGGUGGGGGAGCUCAUUGGGCAGUAUGGUCUGGAAGUGGUGCAGGCCUACAUGGGCCAUAUUCAGGAAAAUGCUGAGUUGGCAGUCCGUGACAUGCUUCGGGCCUUUGGGACCUCCCGGCAAGUCCAGGGCCUGCCCCUGGAGGUGUCUGCGGAGGACCACAUGGAUGAUGGCUCCCCCAUCCGCCUCCGUGUACAGAUCAACCUGAGUCAGGGCAGUGCAGUAUUUGACUUCAGUGGCACUGGGCCUGAAGUGUUUGGCAACCUCAAUGCCCCUCGGGCCAUAACGCUGUCUGCCCUUAUCUACUGUUUGCGUUGUCUUGUAGGCCGUGACAUCCCACUCAACCAGGGCUGCCUGGCUCCUGUGCAUGUGGUGAUUCCUAGAGGCUCCAUCCUGGACCCAUCUCCAGAGGCUGCAGUAGUGGGUGGCAAUGUUCUCACAUCACAGCGUGUGGUGGACGUCAUUUUGGGGGCCUUUGGGGCCUGUGCAGCCUCUCAGGGUUGCAUGAACAACGUGACCCUCGGCAAUGCCCACAUGGGCUACUAUGAGACAGUGGCUGGAGGUGCAGGUGCAGGACCUGGCUGGCAUGGGCGCAGCGGUGUGCAUAGCCAUAUGACCAACACACGUAUCACUGACCCUGAGAUCCUGGAGAGCCGGUACCCAGUCAUCCUGCGGCGCUUUGAGCUGAGGCCAGACUCUGGGGGUCAAGGCCGCUUCCGUGGUGGUGAUGGUGUAGUUCGUGAGCUGCUCUUUCGUGAGGAAGCCCUGUUGUCUGUGUUGACUGAGCGCCGUGCGUUCAGACCCUAUGGCCUCUAUGGAGGUAAGCCAGGUGCCAGUGGCCUAAACCUACUGAUCCGCAAGGAUGGGCGCACAGUAAAUCUGGGUGCAAAGACAUCGGUGACUGUGUACCCUGGGGAUGUAUUUUGCCUUCAUACUCCUGGUGGCGGGGGCUAUGGAGAUCCAGAAGACCCUGCCCCACCUCCCGGCUCGCCCCCACAAUUCCCAGCCUUCUCUGAACGUGGCAGUGUCUAUGAGUACCGCCGGGCCCAGGAGGCUGUAUGAAAGGCCCCACAAUAAAGAUUUCCUUAAGUCUGCCA